Messenger RNA from Salarias fasciatus (jewelled blenny), 2643 nucleotides. RefSeq names its product carbonic anhydrase VIII (gene ca8). Lineage: Eukaryota; Metazoa; Chordata; Actinopteri; Blenniiformes; Blenniidae. The transcript has 9 exons. Bases 247 to 1095 code for a protein of 282 amino acids. Gene Ontology annotation, molecular function: zinc ion binding; carbonate dehydratase activity. The record is from RefSeq and is a predicted model, not a curated record.
AGAGGUUGUGUGGGCAGCUGACACAUCACUUAGUUGCUUUAAAAGGAUAAGAGCUAGAGAAAAGUUAGGAGGGUAAAAAGACAGAAAGAAGGGGAAAAUAUAUAUAUAUAAGGUAAAAAGGAGAGGAGUUUUUCAGUCGAGAAAUCUAUUCAGCAGACUGCAGUAACUUUAUUUUGUGUCUGAGGGACUGAGUCCACCCAGAGGACAGACCUCUUUGUACCCGCAGAGAGCAGGCUGACACACACCAUGGCCGACAACGUGAAUGAGGAGUCGGGGGAUUAUAUCCCGGGGAAAGAUGAGCUGGACUGGGGCUACGAGGAAGGUGUAGAGUGGGGACUCCACUUCCCAGCAGCCAAUGGGGAGUACCAGUCCCCCAUCAAUCUGAACUCCAGGGAGGCCCAGUACGACCCUUCGCUCCUGGAUGUGGGCUUGUCCCCAAACUACGUGGUGUGUCGGGACUGCGAGGUGAUCAACGAUGGACACACUGUGCGCAUCCUUCUCAAGUCCAAGUCAGUGGUCACUGGUGGUCCGUUGCCCAGCGAUCAUGAGUACGAGCUUCACGAGGUUCGAUUCCACUGGGGAAAAGAAAACCAGAGAGGAUCAGAGCACACUGUUAACUUCAAGGCGUUUCCCAUGGAGCUCCACCUGAUCCACUGGAACAGCACGCUCUUCAACACGCUGGAGGACGCUCUGGGCAAGAAGAACGGCGUCCUCAUAAUAGCCCUUUUUGUGCAGGUUGGUAAGGAGCAUCUGGGUCUGAAGGCCAUCACUGAAGUUCUACAAGACCUGCAAUACAAGGGCAAGAACAAGAUAAUUCCCUGUUUCAACCCCAACACUCUGCUGCCUGACCCGUUACUGAGAGACUACUGGGUGUAUGAAGGCUCGCUGACCACGCCGCCUUGCAGUGAGAAUGUGACCUGGAUUCUGUACCGCUACCCUCUCACUAUCUCGCAGCUACAGAUCGAAGAGUUUCGGCGGCUACGGUCGCACGUCAAAGGGGCAGAGCUGCCAGAGGGGAAUGAUGGCAUGCUGGGGGACAACUUCCGUCCCACCCAGCCGCUGAGUGACCGGACGGUUCGCGCUGCUUUCCAGUGACUCUCACCCCCAUGUGCUCAGUCUGAAAAAGACUUUGGGACUUACAGAUAUGACGAUAGAAGGAGAGAAGAAAGCGGAGGUGGGAAAAGGGAGAACAUAGAAGGACAGAGGAGCAGUUGAUGGUGGCAGAAUGAAGGUGGACGGACAAAGAAGCUAUUGAUCGCACACCUUCACUGCCUGCUGCUUUUGUGUGUGUGUGUGUGUGUGUGUGUGUGUGUGUGUGUGUGUGUGUGUGUGUGUGUGUCGAUCAGAUGAUGGAUCGCCUCACAGACGCUGAUCUCUGCUGUCAAAACAAAAGGAAGCGUGAACCACGAACACAAUGUAACUCUGAAAAGCACCAAACACACGUUGUCUUCACAAUAUCUUUGUACAUCUGAGGCUUUGAAAUCAUUAGAUUCAGGCUGUAAAUAUGUUUGUAUGUCAGCAGAUCCAGCUUUGAAUCAGCAGCAAUUAAAUGUCAUUCCUUUCAGUGAUGCAUGGCUCACGGAGCUCAGAUGAUGUGAAUCAAAAACUACAGACUGAUCAUUGUUGACUCUCAUGUUUACACUGCAGUGGUGGGGAGACAAUAAUAAGUAUUAGGCAGUGUGUCAUAUAGAUCUGUUUCAACUUAGCUAAAAAAGAAAAAAAAGAAUGAAAGUACAAAGUGGAUUCAUCCUUUUUGAGCCUGAAAUUCUUUGAAAAUAUCAUUAUUUACUGGAGAGAAAAAAACAAAAACAAAACAAAAUCCACUUUUCCUGAUAAUAAUUAGAACCAGUCACUCAAUAACGUUCUCUUCAACUCAGUACUUCUUAAUUCAAAGGUGCUAGCGAAGGAAAUCCACAUAAACGUUACACAAAACACAUCAUUACAGCAACACGUUGCUGUGAGAAUGAGAAUUAACAUGACACAGAGACUUUCCAGUGAGACCUCAAACAGCCCCGUGCAUGUUGACCUGCUUUAGGAAACGCAGACCUGAUGGGAAGGAGCGAUGCACUGCAGAGAUCAGCAGUAACUCACAAGAAGCCACUUUGUUCAGCAUAAUAAACUCAGAGCAGCAGGAUGAGUGACCUUUGCAGAGAUCUUUAUUGUAGCUUUUUCUCUCAACUCUUUCAUAUGUUGCCUUCACACACAGGAUAAUAUUUUAGUCAUACAUACGGGAACUGGGGUAGUUACCAGCUUGGAUGCUCCUUUUUCCCAGUUUUGUGCAAUGUGACUCAUAUUAUUCAAAUGAUUAUCUCUGUUAUUUUCACUGUAAUCAUCCAAAAACUGUGAAUCUGGAAUCUUUUUUCUUCUCUCUUUUGGAUAAAAAUUUCUCCUGUGUACCUUGCAAGAUGUUUUCUCACAAUGUGCAGUUUUAAUAUUGAUUAUUUGAACCAAUAACAUCCACCUGAAGCCCUCUCCACCCUGCCACUCCCUUCACAUCAUUUUAGAAAGCAGCACAGCUUCAGUCACUGAUUUUAUAUGUAAGUUUGUAUAUGUUAAAUUUUUAACGGUUCUGUGUGACAAACUGUGAGUGCUGAUGACUGUUACUGUAAACCAAUAAUAAACUACAACACUGACUGACUAAAA